CUAGAAAUUCCAUCUCGUCAUUCUUGGGAUCCGAGGAUAAGAACAGCACCAGCUUACGGAUUAUAUUUGUGCCAAGUGCAUUAUAAUCAAAACGAUAUAGAAACUUUUAAAGAGUUUUUACAGGAUCAAAAUGGUAGGGUCUAGAGUUUAUGUUGGGGGCUUACCUUAUGGCACUUCUGAGCGAGACCUUGAGCGUUUCUUCCGAGGCUAUGGCAGAAUGCGGGAUGUUCUCAUCAAAAACGGCUACGGGUUUGUUGAGUUUGAUGAUCAUCGUGAUGCCGAUGAUGCAGUGUAUGAACUAAACGGUAAAAAACUUUUAGGGGAGCGUGUGACUGUCGAGCGAGCCAGGGGCACCCCCAGAGGCCGAGAUCAAUGGUCUGGUGGCGGCCGCAGUAGUGACAGCCGAUCAUUCGAGCGAUAUGGUCCUCCCACCCGCACUAACUAUCGAGUGAUUGUUGAAAAUCUAUCCUCCCGAGUGUCUUGGCAAGACCUCAAAGAUUUUAUGCGUCAAGCGGGAGAAGUUACCUAUGCCGAUGCCCAUAAACAACAUCGCAAUGAGGGUGUAGUUGAGUUUGCUAGUUAUUCUGACAUGAAAAAUGCCAUCGAGAAACUUGAUGAUACUGAUUUAAAUGGCAGAAGAAUCCGCUUAAUUGAAGAUAAAGUGACCAAAAGACGUCGUUCAGCUUCAUACAGCAGUAGAUCUAGAUCAAGAAGCCGCUCCAGGCGUUCUCGUUCCAAAUCCAAGUCCAGAUCUCGAUCAAGGAGCAAAUCCCGGUCCAAAUCUAAAUCUGCUGAGCCGAAAGACGGUGGAAGAUCAAAAUCGAGAUCCCGUUCUCGUUCCAAUUCACGUAAAAGAGACAACAGGUCAAGGUCCACCUCUCGUCGCAAGUCAGUUGACAGAUCCAAAUCUAGAUCAGCAUCUCCAAAACGUUCCAAGUCCAGGGACAGGUCUAAGGAAAGAUCACAUUCCAGGUCAAGAUCUGCCAGUAAAGAAAGAAGUAGAAGCCGAUCACGCUCAGCUGAUAACUAGACAUCGU
Messenger RNA from Coccinella septempunctata (seven-spotted ladybird), 1037 nucleotides. It is a transcript of the gene B52, whose product is annotated as serine-arginine protein 55. Gene Ontology annotation, molecular function: mRNA binding. The transcript has a single exon. The record is from RefSeq and is a predicted model, not a curated record. Gene Ontology annotation, cellular component: nucleus; ribonucleoprotein complex; cytoplasm. The coding region runs from base 131 to 1030 and encodes 299 amino acids. Gene Ontology annotation, biological process: mRNA splice site recognition; alternative mRNA splicing, via spliceosome. NCBI's taxonomy places the organism in Eukaryota, Metazoa, Arthropoda, Insecta, Coleoptera, Coccinellidae.